This is a messenger RNA of Ziziphus jujuba (common jujube), 2204 nucleotides long. RefSeq names its product protein NRT1/ PTR FAMILY 1.2. Gene Ontology annotation, molecular function: transmembrane transporter activity. The record is from RefSeq and is a predicted model, not a curated record. The coding region runs from base 177 to 1931 and encodes 584 amino acids. Gene Ontology annotation, cellular component: plasma membrane. The transcript has 4 exons. NCBI's taxonomy places the organism in Eukaryota, Viridiplantae, Streptophyta, Magnoliopsida, Rosales, Rhamnaceae. Gene Ontology annotation, biological process: transmembrane transport.
UCACGAGGGACCUCGUGGCCCAAACCAAACUCCUAUUCCCAAUGCUAAUAGCUUGCUUAACUUUCAAGAUCUCUCUCCCUCUCAGCUAAAAAAACACAUACUAUUUACUUCUUCUUGCGCACAAUAUAAUUUGACUUUUUGUCUGAACAUCUCACAGCCUCCCAUCUACUACGGUAAUGGCGAUUUCUCAAGUGGAGGAAAAUGCAAUAACAGUGGAAGAACCUCUUCUCCCCGGCCCAAGCUCUGCCAAAGGAGGAAUCAGAACCUUACCUUUUAUUAUAGCGAAUGAAGCGUUUGAGAGGGUGUCAAAUUAUGGGCUUCAACCGGAUAUGAUACUGUAUUUAACCGGAGAGUAUGGCAUGCGAGCUGCUACUUCUGCUACCAUUAACUUCCUCUGGUCCGCUGCCACCGAUUUCACUCCCAUUGUUGGAGCUUUUAUCGCAGAUUCUUAUGUGGGUCGCUACCCCAUGAUUGGCUUUGGUUGUAUCGUCAGUUUUCUGGGAACGCUUUUAUUAUGGCUAACUACCAUCAUUCCGCAAGCAAGGCCUUCUUGUAAUGAAUUAACCAGCACAUGCGAAGAUCCAACAACAUCCCAACUUUUAGUGUUACUCUCUUCUUUUGCCCUUAUGGCUAUUGGAGCUGGUGGCAUACGGUCAUGCUCAUUGGCUUUUGGUGCAGACCAACUGGACAAGAAAAAAGACUACAGAAAUGCACGUCUCUUAGAGAGCUUCUUCAACUGGUAUAAUAUUUCAGUCAAUGUUUCACUACUAGUUGCUUUCUCAUGUAUCGUGUACGUUCAAGAGCAUAUGGGAUGGAUAUUGGGAUUUGGUAUUCCAGCUGUGCUUAUGUUGUUGUCGGCAAUUUCGUUUUUCUUGGCUUCUCCCUUCUAUGCUAAGUUGAAAGCCAAGGAGAGUGUUCUUACAAGAUUGGCACAAGUUGUUGCGGCAUCUUACAAAAAUAGAGAUAUCCAGCUGUCUUCUUUCAACAAAUACGAAUACUAUCACAUAAAGGGAUCGAUAGCUUCACCAAGCGAUAACCUGAGGUGUCUAAACAAGGCAUGCAUUAUUAGAAAUCCCCAUGAAGACCUUACCCCAGAAGGAAGAGCUUCAGAUCCGUGGAGACUUUGUACAGUGAAACAAGUAGAAGAUCUCAAGGCACUGAUCAGGAUACUCCCAAUUUGGACAACAGGAGUCUUAAUGGCGCUGACUGUGAGUCAAAGCUCUUUUCCAGUACUCCAAGCUAACACCAUGGACCGUACAUUUUUUAAAUACUUUGAAAUUCCUGCUGGCUCUUUCCCCAUAUUUGUGGUAAUUGCUUUUGCACUCUGGCUUGGUUUUUAUGAUCGUGUACUUCUCCCUAUAGCAUCAAAAAUCAAGGGUAAAUCAGUUCGCUUAAGCUCUAAAGUUAGAAUGGGAAUAGGAAUUGUUAUAUCUAUUAUAGCUAUGUUAACAGCAGCAACUGUGGAGAAUAUUAGGAGAAAUAAGGCAUAUGAACAAGGAAUUCAAGAUAACCCCGAUGCCUUAGUGAACAUGUCGGCAUCAUGGCUACUUCUGCAAAACAUUUUGAUUGGCAUAGCAGAGGCUUUCAAUACAAUUGGCCAGAUAGAGUUCUUUUACUCAGAGUGUCCCAAAAACAUGGCUAGUGUAGCACUGACUUUUGCAGCGCUGGGGAGGUCUGGUGGGAAUGUGCUAGGAAGUAUCCUUAUGAGUUCUGUGGAUAGUAUCACCGAAAAUGGAAAGCAAGGGAGUUGGGUGUCCACAAACAUAAACCAUGCCCAUUAUGAUUACUACUGUUUAGUUCUUUCUGGUAUUGGCUUUAUCAAUCUCAUGUAUUAUAUUGCAUGCAGUAAGGCUUAUGGUCCUUGUAGAGGAGAAGGAAAGGACUUCAUGCAGAUCAUUCCUAUGGAUGAGGAAAGUGAAUGUGAGUAUUAGAAGUGUCUAGUAAUGAUUAAGUUCUUCUGGGUUGUGCAACGAGUUAAUAUCCACAUAUAAUUUAUUGUAAUCUUAAGGUUGUUUUUGUUGUAUUAUGUAAUACCUAGAUUAUGCAUUACCUAGAUGCUUUAAUUACAAGAAAUUAAACAUGGUGUUCUCAUUAUGCAUGUUUGUGCUUAUCCGGUCACAUGGCAGCCCUAAGUUGGAUCUAGCCGAGUGCUGGACUUGAUACAAUUUCUAUUUUCUAUUUAUGUGAAAAUUCUGCUUUGCUGA